AGUGAAGGGGGAGUGGAAUGGGUUUCCUUCAAGUAUAUUUUUUCUUUUUAAAAAUAAAAACCUUUAUCUUCUGCCUUGGAAUUGAUAAUCAUUCCAAGGCAGAAGGGCAGUAAGGGCUAGGCAAUGGGGGUUAAGUGAUUUGCCCAGGGUCACAGCUAGGAAGUAUCUGAGCUCAAAUUUGAACCCAGAACCUCCUGUCUCUAGGCCUGGCUCAUCAAGUUACCCUUCAAGUGCAUUUUUCUGCACUAUUUUGGUACAUGGAGCUAAGGGUGAAUUAAUUCCCUCAGCCAAAGCAUGAACCUUCUCUGCUACUGAGGAUCUGACUAUCCCCUAGGGACAGGGCUUAAAGGUAUGUCCCCAAGACACCCAGGUCUUCUCAGGGGAAAAGGGGAGCCAGACCAGAGGCAGGUUUUCACCAUCCUCCAAGCUAUGCUGUGUUCCCCAGCGGCUGAGUUUGCUCCUGCCCCUUGAGAACAUUGCCUUAGAGGAACAUAUAACAAUAAAUCUUAAAGUACUUAAUGAUCCUAGUUGAAGUGGGAUUUGUAGAUAGUCAAAUCUAAAGUGUCCUUUUUGUCUAUUAGUCCUCUCCCAGAUAGCCCAGCUCCUGCUUGGAAUCUUCCUUUGGUGUCCAUAGUAAAGCAGCCCCCUCUCCCUAAUAAUCAAGUCCCAGACUCUUUACCUACUUGUGGCCAUAGUAAAGCUAAUCAAGCCCACUUUCCGGUCCUUAAUUCCCUCAAAGGUAUACAAGAACCCUGAAUUCUAUUAUUCGUUGGAAAAUCGUCUUCUGCAGUGCCUUUCCCUGGGACAGUUCCCCCAGCUUUGACAAAGCCCCAGAGCUUUGACUGCGUGUGGCACCGAACUUGUCUCUUACCCUGAUUAAAGAUUUGUUUUUUUGGACUACUACAGUGGUUCUGUGUUUUUCCAAGUUGACAGGGACUUGAGAAAGAGCCCUGAAUCUUUGCGAGGUUGUGCCAAAAUUCCUAUUUUCCAAAUGAGUAAACUAAGGUUUGGAAGCCAGCGCUGACGCGGGUGGAAUUCAGAGCUUGCCCCUGCAAGCCUCCACCCAAAGACCGAACGGGACCAAGGCCCUUGGCGAGGAUGCCACAGCCAAGGUCGUCUGGGGGCCACGGAGGUCAAUGCCAAGAGGACACCACAACAGAGGGUCCCAUUCUAUCCCCGAGGAAGCCGAGGCUCCCGCCCCGCCCGAAGCGUGACGUAAGCUUUCUCCACCCCGGCAGCCGGAGCGACCGAAGACGCCCAGCGUAGGCUGCCCCGCCCCGCCCCUACGUCACCACGCUUGGCUCCCCUAUAGCCUGCACCCAGACUUCAAUCCGCACUUUCGACACGCACUGGACGUGGCUGCCCCUAGCCCGGUGCCCACCCCGCGCCGCUCCAGCCCUCGGCACCCCAAGGCCGCAGACGCAGCUCACAUAGAGCAGGAUCCCACGAACCUCCGCACGCCCGGCCGGAGACAGAUGACCCGUGCCGCGGCCCGCCGAAAGUGCGGGCGCGAUUGCGGGGCUGAGCCGAGCCUGAGCGGCCCGGAAGCGGCGGCGGCGGCGGCGGCUGAAUGGGCCGCGGCCGCUUGAGCGGGCGCGGGUCCAUGUGGAGACUGCAGCCGGCGGGAAGCAGCGCGCUGCGCGGGGCCUGGGCGCGGAUCUCGGCGCGGGCCGGGACUGAGACCAUGGAGCGUGCGGUGGUACGCUGCGUGCCGUCUGAGCCCAAGCUCAGCCUGUCAUUCGCGCUGGCUGACGGCAGCCACAAGCACAUGCAACGCGACCAGAGCGAGCCACUCGGCCGGGCGCUGAGCCGUAUUGCCACUAACGCACUCAAGGGUCACGCCAAAGCGGCGGCUCGUAAGGGCCGCCGCGCCGCCGGGGCCGAGCCUGCCGGGACUGCUGCCAGCCCCGCUGAGCCUGUGGUCAAGCUCUACUACCGCGAGGAGGCGGUGGGCGACGACGUGCUCAACGUGGACGCGUGGCAGGACGGCGCCGUGCUGCAAAUCGGGGACGUCAAGUACAAGGUGGAGCGCAACCCUCCCGCCGUCACCGAGCUGCAGCUGCCGCGCUACAUUAUGGCCGGCUUCCCUGUCUGCCCCAAGCUCGGCCUCGAGUUCGGAGAGCCGGCCAGCUCGGUCUUCCGCUGGUACCGAGAGGCGCGGCCCGGUGCCGCCGGGGGCGGGGUCGCAGCCGCGGGGGCGCCCAUUGCGCAUGCGUCCGGCGCGAACCCGGUCCCUGCCGCGCCUCCGCCCGACGGGGACGCGCCGGCCUCCGAAGAACCGGGCGCGAGCAGCGCGGGGCCCGUCUGGGUGGAGGUGGGAGGCGCGCACGAGCGUGUCUUCACGCCCUCCAACGCGGACAUUGGGCUGCGGCUGAAGCUUCGCUGCACGCCGGGAAAUGGACAACGCCUAGGCCCCAGCCGGGAGCUAGAGAGCGCCGGGCCCGUGGAGGCUGGCCCUGGCGCGUGCACGUUCGACCAGCGCCACAUGUACACGAAGCGCGUGAGCGGCGACGCGCUUCUGCGCGCUGUGACGUACAACGUGCUGGCCGACGUCUAUGCGCACACGGAGCACUCCCGCGCUGUCCUAUACCCUUACUGUGCACCCUAUGCCCUGGGCCUUGACUACCGCCUGAACCUACUGCAGAAAGAACUGAGCGGCUACAGCGCAGACGUGUUGUGCCUGCAGGAGGUGGACCGCUCCGUGUUCCACGACAGCCUAGCGCCCGCGCUUGACGCCUUCGGCCUGCAAGGCCUCUUCCGCCUCAAGCAGCACCAGCAUGAGGGCCUCGCCACCUUCUUCCGCAGGGAUAAGUUCCGCCUUUUGGCCCAGCACGACAUCGCCUACCACCAGGCACUGGCCACCGACCCGGUCCACGGGCCCCUGCUGGAGCAGCUGGCCCGCUACCCGCAGGCGCGAGACCGCGUGCUACAGAGAUCCUCUGCCCUGCAGGUUUCCAUUCUUCAGUCUACAAAGGACCCUUCUAAAAAGAUUUGUGUGGCAAACACCCAUCUCUACUGGCAUCCAAGAGGCGGACACAUUCGUCUCAUUCAGAUGGCCGUAGCCUUGACGCACCUUAACCAUGUGACGCAGGACCUGUACCCUGGCGUCCCCGUCUUAUUUUGUGGGGAUUUCAAUAGCACGCCGUCUACAGGGAUGUACACUUUUGUCAGCACGGGCAGCGUCUCUGCGGACCACGAAGACUGGGCCUCCAACGGGGAAGAGGAGCGCUGUAACAUGUCCCUCAGCCACCCUUUCAGACUGAAAAGCGCCUGCGGUGAACCUGCCUACACGAAUUACGUGGGAGGCUUCCACGGCUGUCUAGAUUAUAUUUUCAUUGACUUCACUGCUUUAGAGGUGGAGCAGGUGAUACCUAUGCCAAGUCACGAAGAAGUGACCACCCAUCAGGCCUUACCCAGUGUGUCCCACCCCUCCGAUCACAUAGCCCUUAUUUGUGAUUUGAAGUGGAAGUAGCCUGGCCCUGGUGUGGCCGUGUUGAGUCAAGUCCAGGAAUUCACUUACUUAGGACAAAACUUGAAUCAAGGUGUACGUCGUAGCCUUGACAAGCGGGGAACAGACUGAUGAUGGACAAAUGUUCACCCCGCUCUGACCCACUGGCUCUGUUCUAAACGUGUUCUUCAUUUUGUGACUGCACAUGACAUCUGCAUGCCUCCUCUCCCUUCUCCUUUCCUUAAAACUGACACAAGUUGGGGGAUCAUAGACCUUUUUUAAAAUAAGUGAUUUUUAAACAGGAAUUAAGAGAUUAUUUUGCCUUUUUAAAAAAUCUGAGUGAUUCUAAUGGAAUUUCUAGACUAGUGUAACUUUUGAACAUAAACCAUGUUUUUAUAAAUUAGGGGAAAUAUGUAGUACCCAGGUACAAAGGAAGAGUGGCCAGAGUUGAAGCAUUGGAAAGGAAUACUGUUGGGUCCUAGCCCAUCUCCCUCUGGGGGAGCCACUCUAGGAAACCAGAGCUUUAAGAAGACACUAAGUGUAUUGUGACCCACAGCUGUCCCACCUUCUGCCUCACCUCUCUUAAUGUUGCAGCCAACACACAGGAUCUAAUAGAGCUUUGGUUUUUGAUAACCCCCAGUAGGUAUAUUCCUACAACCAUUCCUCAUGUGGCCAGUUUUAAAUUUUAGAGUAUAAACAAAAAUUAGCCUCGGUAUAACCUGUAAGUUAGAAAAUACAAUAGAUUUGAUUCCAUAGUUAUUGGCAUGCAACAGCUUCACUCUCAGCCAUCGAUUCUGUGUGACUAGAAUGUUGGGUCUUAAUUUUAUUUGAAUAUGACUGCAGACCACUGUUAAGGUAGGGCAGGUAGAGGGUAGAACCCUGCUGAAGUGGACCUAAUUUAUUAAAUAUUUUGAUGUUCGAAAUGUAGCUGGUGGGUUUUUCUUAAUUUCUAGAACUCAGAGUAGCAAAAUUACUUCAGAACAUUUGGGGAAAUUACCAAGACUAGUUCAUAAAACUAAACAGCCAAAUGAGUUAUAGGAAAAUACUAGAUAGAGAAAAUUCACCUCUUGCAAAACCUUAAUCAUGAAGCCAAAUGUUUUGCUUUUUGUUCGGGCCAGAGACGUUAGUUGGGGUGGCCAGGCCGGCUGGCUGGCCUGUUUGCCAUUUCUAGCAUUUAGUAUAAGGCACUGGCCAAGCCCUUCUCUAACUAGGUGUUUGUGUCUCUAGAGUUGCUUUUGCCUGUUGUUGUACCUCUACUAGUUUAGCUUUCAUUUCAUCUGUUGUCAAUGGUACCGAUUACCCUGAAGCUAGAAGGACACAGAUGUCUUUUCUCUCCAGGUACAUGUAAUGGUUGGAUUUCUUGGUUCUACUUUUUCCAUUGAACCUAGAACCUUAACAAGCACUUUUACUUAUGUUUACUGGUAUUCUGUUCCUUCACCUGCCUGCUGAAAGUGCUGAUGAUUUGGGGUCACAGAUACCAUGGGGAGCAUAUGAAAGCCCCUUCCCCUCAAAAGCCCUCCCUUCCCAGGGACUUUGGAGAGAUCCACCAUAUCAUGGUGAUUUUUAGUGGCAUUUUGAUCUAAGUUACGACAUCUGAUGACCAAGAACCAGUGUGGUAUACCAGAAAGAAGGCAAGAUCUGGAACCAAAGGAUGUAAGUUCAAAUCCCAUCCCUGUUACAGGUCACCUGGAUGCCCUCAGGCAGAUCAUUUCCUGUUUCAGUUCCCCAUCUAUAACAUGAGGGAAUUGGACUAGACCUUUGUAGUCUAAUCUCCCGUUUUUUUUGACCUGUGAUCAUCAAAGAUCCUAUCUCUUCGGGUUGGAAAAGGCACAGUUCGGUUUCUGUAUCUUUGUCUUCUAAAUAAAAAUGAAUGCAGGAAGAAGCUUUAAGAUGGCAGUUCCCAUAGUCCUAGCAUAGAUCACUGUAGAUCUAAAUGUAUUGUCUCUGAAACAUGUUCUUCCAAAAGCAUGAGGAAUUAAAGCAGUAUGCUGACAGGUGACCUGAAAUCUCAGACAUUUUCCACAUUCAGAAGUGUCCAUAGGUUACAGGCAGAUUGGAUUCUCUUCCUAAAUAGCCUGGUAAACAGUUCCAGUGAGGGCAGAGCUGAUGGUGGUUUGGCUUACCAAGGCUUUCCAGCUGAAGGUCCUCAAUGAUGCUCUUCUGCAUUCUAUCUUCAGCCUUUUUUUCUAAGGGUUUAAUCUCAAUUGCUUCAGUUUUUCUAUGAAAAACCAUCACGAUAUUGUGCUGUGGGCAAGAGAUACAGUAAGAUAACACAAGAUAUCUUCAUUAACAGCCAGUAUUGUAGUCAUGAAAAGCCAAGUCAGCCACCAGUCUCCUGCUUUCUAUCCUAGGUACAGGAAUUUCCAUAUGGAGAUGAAUAAACACUAUAAUAGGAAGAUUGACAAAUUCUGCAUGUGCUGAAAUUGUCUUGCCAUUAAUGAAUCAGAAUACCUUUUAAGUGUUUUUAAUGUGUUAUUCCCACUAAAUUCUAUUUCCCCAGUAUGGUUUUAAAAUUGAAUAGGGGAAAGCCUAGCAGUUCUUUCUACGAUAAGCCAGGUUUUAGAACAUCGGAAAUGAUUGCUGUAUAGGUUAACCCACUGAAAUUUGGUGGAGGACAAACACAAAGGUUGAAUACAAGUGGUAGAAAUUGGCACGAGAGAAUCUGUAAGCAAUUCUGUUCCCGUGCCGCUACAAGAAAAAGACCCAUAAGCAAGCCUGGUGUCUUCAAGGGAAUUGUGAUCCUGGUAAUUUAGCAGAAAGCAUAGAAACCCUUGGUGGGGCUGCUAAAAAUGUUUGGUGAUCCUCUUAUUCACGAAUAGCUAAAGAAAACCGAAGGCUUUAAAAUCAGGUCUGGCUAAGCUGGGGUAGUUACUUAGCCACUGAAUCUACCCAUUGUGGACGUUUCACUUUACUUGCAAAAUGUGUUUACAUUUGUUUCUUGGUACUGUGUAUAGUCUGUCAUCCAUAAAGCAUGCUUGGACUAGGCAACCAUA
Messenger RNA from Monodelphis domestica (gray short-tailed opossum), 6441 nucleotides. It is a transcript of the gene PDE12, whose product is annotated as phosphodiesterase 12. Lineage: Eukaryota; Metazoa; Chordata; Mammalia; Didelphimorphia; Didelphidae. Gene Ontology annotation, molecular function: 3'-5'-RNA exonuclease activity. Gene Ontology annotation, cellular component: mitochondrion. Gene Ontology annotation, biological process: nuclear-transcribed mRNA catabolic process, deadenylation-dependent decay. The record is from RefSeq and is a predicted model, not a curated record.